UAUAUCAGUUACCAGAAGCGAGCCUACUGAACACGCGGGGCAAGUACGAAUGAAAGAAGUAAACUUUGUUAGUGUAGUUUAGACAUGGCUUGCAAAAAAUUAGGCAGUUUAAGUAACGCAAUGUGGCAAAGAAGCUCCAGUUGUACAAUUUCGCUGUGCGCAGGAUUGAAUAUUCCUGCUUUUGCUUGUGGAAGCUUCGCCUCGGCUGGUUCAACAAUGAACGGACAGAACUGCUGCAAAGAUGGACACAACUGUGGACCGACGAAACAUUUACCAGUUAAUCAUAACCCUGUUGCAGCCGCUGUCACAUCGCACAGACAUCAGAUCGUGGGCAAAAAUAGAGGCGAAGAAUCUCUUGCCAAAUCUGGCAGGGCUUUCUCAUCCACGGCCCCGCAGAUUAACAAUAAAACGUACUUGUGGGCGAGAUACAAUGAGAUGAAACGGCUCGUGCACGAUUUGAUUCCUCCUGGGGUGUGCAAUCUUUUGAACCCUUCCACCAUCUAUGCCAACAAUGAGGUGAAUCUGGAAGAGGUGGACAUCUACGGCUUUGACUAUGAUUACACGCUCGCGCUCUAUUCCAGCGCGCUGGACGAGAUGAUAUACAACAAGGCGCGAGAGUUUCUCGUUCAGCACUACAAGUAUCCCGAGGGAAUCAGUAAGUACGACUACAUUCCCAACUUUGCAACUCGGGGACUUCACUACGACAUCCAAAAGGGACUACUGAUGAAAAUCGACGCCUUCCAUUAUAUUCAGUUGGGCACUGUUUAUAGGGGUCUGAAGCCUGUCCCUGAUGAUGAGGUCAUGAAACUUUAUGGAGGUUCAAAUCAUGUUCCCCUCCACCAAGUCAGUGGAUUUUACGGCAAGGGUCCCAAAAUGAAGCAGUUUAUGGAUGUGUUCUCCAUCCCCGAGAUGACUCUCUUGGCAGCUGCGAACGAUUACUUCAUCUCAAAUGACGUAGAGUACGACCCAGUGCAUCUCUACAAAGAUGUCUCCGAUGCAAUUGGAAUGGUGCACAUCAAGGGUUACAUGUACAAAUGGAUCAUGCAAGAUCUUGAGAAAUACAUUCUCAGAGGAGACGAGACAUACGCUGUGUUGCACCGGCUGGCCAGUCAUGGGAAGAAACUUUUCCUAAUUACCAACAGCCCCUUCAGCUUUGUUGAUAAAGGCAUGAAGUACAUGGUUGGAAAGGAGUGGAGGGAAUUCUUUGACGUUGUCAUUGUUCAAGCUGACAAACCUCAUUUUUUUAAUGACUGCGUAAAACCAUUUAGACGUUUGGACAGCAAUGGAGACUUACAGUGGGAUAGAAUCAAGAGUUUGAACAAGGGACAGAUCUAUAAACAGGUAACACAGGUUUGUUUU
Messenger RNA from Sinocyclocheilus grahami, 1359 nucleotides. Its product is annotated as 5'-nucleotidase domain-containing protein 2-like. The transcript has 10 exons. Gene Ontology annotation, molecular function: 5'-nucleotidase activity. The annotation marks the transcript as partial. The record is from RefSeq and is a predicted model, not a curated record. Lineage: Eukaryota; Metazoa; Chordata; Actinopteri; Cypriniformes; Cyprinidae.